Messenger RNA from Zea mays, 3030 nucleotides. Its product is annotated as putative ATP synthase protein YMF19. NCBI's taxonomy places the organism in Eukaryota, Viridiplantae, Streptophyta, Magnoliopsida, Poales, Poaceae. Gene Ontology annotation, cellular component: membrane; mitochondrion. The record is from RefSeq and is a predicted model, not a curated record. The coding region runs from base 2434 to 2895 and encodes 153 amino acids. The transcript has a single exon.
CGAACAAUCUCUUCCUUGGUGCUGAGAUGGGCAGGCUCCUUCGCGACUUCGAUCCGUCCAUUCUAUUCCAUCACUACUUCAGUACUUCAGAUCUCGUCCGUCGGUAGUGAAAGAAAUCAGUUCUCUUCCCGCUCCAGCUCAAUAGCAUGUGCUUUCCUGGCACUUGGAAAUCCGGAACAUCUGAAUGAGUGGAGUGAACCAAGAGAGGCACUGCUCCAGUGGAGGGUUCAUGGCCAUACCAUAGAGUGCUUUAACUGGAGAGGAUUGCAGAAGUGAUGAGCCGAAUUGUACCAAGCCAAUGGCAACCACUUAACCCACUGUUUUGGAGUAGAACUUACUGAGCACCUGAGAUACAUCUCAAGACACUGAUUCAUUCACUCUUUCAGUCUGCCCCUCAGUCUGAGGGUGAUAGGCAGAGCUCAACUGCAACUUAGUGUCCAAUAGCUUGCCCCUCCAAAAGGAGCUAGUGAACACCCUGUCCCUGUCAGAUACAAUAGUGGCUGGCACUCCAUGCAACUUCCCAAUAUUGUUUAGGAAAGUGGUAGCAACUGAAGCAGCAAUGUAAGGAUGUUUAAGAGGUCAAAAAUGGGCCUAUUUGUCUGUCUACCACUACUAAUAUAAAUAGAACAGAGAGCCCUUCCGAUUUAGUCCGGCCCUCAAUCCAUAGAUAUAUCUUUCCAAGCUCCAUCAGGUCUAUUUGUGCCGGUGCCGGGCUGCCAUCUCAUCUAUGAUGAAGAAUCUCUUGUCAUACCAACUCGUUUACUCGCUGGCACUCAAAGAAAUGCAAUUGCAAAAGAAAUGGUGAUUGGUGCGUUGCUUAGGGGGCUUUCUGCUUUCGAUGGUACAACCCAAGUCGACUACUUACCAUAAUAACCAGUGCUGGGCUCUCUCGCGAUAACAACCCACUUCGUUGCGCCUUUUUUCUUGAUGGGUAUGGGUGAUCUUUGGGGCGGGUUAGGGUUCCGGAUCAGGCAAAAGUAAGAACUAAAAACGGAUACUUUUGAAUGCUUGGGUUGCUUUGAUUGAAUCGAUUGAUUCACCCUUGGCCAGAGAAGAAGAUAGGGAAUUCCAUAGAGUCUUGAGAGUAGAAAGCAGCUGAUAUAGAUGCCACCCCACCAAAUAAAUCGUAGGUAGAAUGAAAGUAAGUGAUUACUGUAGUGCCAUGCAUUUGGGAUUACAGUGCCAAGCAUUCGUGCUGGGAUUUGAGACAGUGCCAAUCUCAUCUCGAACUAUUACUAGCAAAUAAAUCAUAGGUAGAAGGAAUCUCAGUGAUUACAAUUACAGCAGCGCCACGCCAGUAGAGUAGAUUCCGUUCGUUCUAGCAAUCAUGCCAGAACUCACUGAUCCAUGUGCUCCCAGAAGGAAGGAUCUCGUUCCCAUAGCAUAGCCUAUAAUGAAUGUGGCUUUCCCCCCCAUCUCCUAUCUAUAGCUUCUAUAGCUUAUAGCUGGAAUGACCUAUAUGACCGGAACCACCUAAACAUCUAUAUGACCGGAACGGAACCUCAACCUAUAUGUAUAUGACCGGAACCUAAACAACCUACUGGACUUGCUUUGCUACUUGAGCCUAAGCUAUAUGAUCUGAACCAACCCUAUCGGGACUAGAUCCUGUCUACGGACUUGAUCCUGUCAUGUCAACGGACUUGCACUUGCCUGUCAAUCUUGACGGACUUGAUUGUUUCAAUACGUCAAUCAAUACGGAUUCUCUUUCCUGUGGAAAUGCUAUCUACCUGGAAGGAAGGUUUGUUUCCCGAAGGAAGGAGAUGGAGAUUCUUUCGCUGGAGAGAUACUUUCUCAUUGGAGAGGAGAUACUUUCUCUUUUCGGGCUCGAAAUCUGUCCUGUCGAUUUCUCUGAUUUAAGGGCGCAAGCACAAUACUGCACUCUCCCUGCUUGCUCGCCCGAUCCGUCGAUCUUCUCGAGAGGAGCAGUUCAAAUCACCCUGUACGGAUCCAUUGGGAUCACCUAGAGCCGCGAGUCCAGUUGAGUGAAUCCUUUCAGGCUGGAUGGAUGCGGUGGGCUAGCUCUGCUCUCUUAUAGAAAUUGCAUAUUGCAUAGAGUAGUAUUGUACGAAACGAUAUCUCGUAACGGAAGGAUGGAAACCAAGAGAAAGAAGACAGCUCUAUCUCAGAAGUGAGCUCCGUCUCACAAGUUAGCUCCGUCGACACCUCGAGCUAUUCAAACGAGUGUUCAGUCAUCAGAUCUCAAUAUCGGGUUGGGAAUCUUUCUAGACUAAAAAGUUUCGUUUUCGUGGGUCGGUGUCAAGUCUAUCUCUCAUGUUGCUCCUCAGAAAACGCGUAGAAUAGUAAUGUCAUUGGCCCACUAGAUAAGGAUGGGACAAACGCUCUAGUCUAUGCGUUAGAAGGCAACUAGUAUUUUUGGUUAUUUUGGGAGGGAGUCUUUUUCUGUCUUGAGGGUUGGUUUGAUUGGAAAUCGAAAUGCCUCAACUUGAUAAAUUGACUUAUUUCUCACAAUUCUUCUGGUUAUGCCUUCUCCUCUUUACUUUUUAUAUUCUCUUUUAUAAUAAUAAUAAUGGAAUACUUGGAAUUAGCAGAAUUCUCAAACUACGGAACCAACUGCUUUCGCACCGGGGGAACAAGAUCCGGAGCAAGGACCCUAAUAAUUUGGAAGAUAUCUCGAGAAAAGGUUUUAGCACCGGUCUCUCAUAUAUGUACUCCAGUUUAUCCGAAGUAUCCCAAUGGACCGUCGACUAUUUGGGAAAAAGGAGGAAAAUCACUCUGAUCUCAGAUUUCGGAGAAAUAAGUGGCUCACGAGGAAUGGAGAGACAGAUUCUCUAUUUGAUCUCGAAGUCCUCAUAUAACACUUCUUCCAGUCGGAUCACUUGUUGGAAAAACAUAAUGCUCACACAUGUUCCACACGGGCAAGGAAGCAUAAUCUAAUGAACUUAGAUUCUUUUCUUUCUAUAGGACUGAGGAUCCUUGCCUAGAUCCAGAAAAAGUUGGAUGCGCCGGAAGCUGAAGCGGAAAUGCAAUUCUCGGGUGAGGAAAGGGUUGUCUCAGGUACGCCUGGGGCAG